This is a messenger RNA of Debaryomyces tyrocola, 1386 nucleotides long. Lineage: Eukaryota; Fungi; Ascomycota; Pichiomycetes; Serinales; Debaryomycetaceae. The record is from the annotation of a GenBank genome assembly.
AUGUCUCAUAAACUUAUAGCUUUUCCCAGGCUAAAUUAUAUUUCCAAUUUUAAUUUUUUUUAUAAGAAUACUACAAAGAAUUUAAUACUAGAUCAAAAUUUUAUUGGGAACCUAUAUUUAACAUCAACAUGUCGGAAACUUAUGACUGCACCAAGUAAUAGAAAUAUUAUGACUACUUCAAGCAAUCUAAAAGAAAGUGAUUCAGGCUCAAUCUUGGAAAACGUCGCUACAAAAGUUUUAAAUUGUCAAGAACCAGAAUCAAAACUGUCACAGAAGAUCGAUACCAACAAAGAGAGUAGUAAAAAGAUUGAAAGCACACACAUUCCCUUUAAAGUUGUUCCAAAAGAGCUUAAUAAAUCAUCUCCCGUAACUGCAACAUCUAGUUGUAAGACUAAGACUAACUUGCGUUCAAUAAUUCAACCAUAUGUCAAAUUGACCAAGCCAAAUUUGACUAUUUUAGUGACGCUAAGUUCGAUUUGUUCAUAUGCCAUUUCUCCUUACACAGUUUCUUUACCAGAGCUUUUGUUCCUUACUAUGGGUACUGCUUUGUGUUCUGGAGCUGCAAACGCUAUAAAUAUGGGCAGAGAACCAGAAUUUGAUAAAAAAAUGCCCAGAACCGUGGGGAGACCUGUUGUACGCGGAUUGAUAAGUCCUAAACAAGCCUAUCAAUUUGCUGGGAUCACUGGCUCCUUAGGAUGUACUAUGUUAUUUCUUGGUGUGAAUCCUACAGUUUCCUUUCUAGGCUUUCUAAAUAUUGUGUUGUAUUCUUGGAUUUAUACAUCAUUGAAAAGAAAAUCUAUUAUCAAUACUUGGGUAGGUGCCAUCGUUGGUGCGAUCCCACCCUUGAUGGGUUGGGCAGCGUCAUCUCCUUUAGAUCACCCUGGUGCUUGGUGUCUAGCAGGCUUGCUAUAUGCCUGGCAAUUUCCUCAUUUCAAUGCGUUGUCUCAUAAUAUUGCAGAUCAAUAUAAAGGUGCAGGAUAUGUUAUGACUGCUGCUGAAAACCCGAAGUUAAAUGCAAGAGUUGCGUUACGAUAUUCCUUAUUAAUGUUCCCAUUAUGCUUUGGCUUGAGUUAUUUUGGGAUUACUGAUUGGGUUUUCCAAUUUGAUUCAGCAAUAGCCAAUUCUUGGUUAACUUACUUGGCUUAUAAAUUUUGGAUGCAGAUUAAACAAAAUUAUACUGGUCAAAAGCCAACUGCUAAUGGAAUAGCGAUGGCUAAUAUUCACGCUAAGAAGUUAUUUUGGGGAUCGGUAUGGCAUUUGCCAGCCGUUUUGAUUUUGGCAAUGUUACAUAAAAAGGGACAAUGGGAUAGGUUGUUGAUUUAUUCAGGUUUAAAAUCUCAAGAUGGCCAUAAAUCACAAUCUUCCAAUAAUAUUGGAUUAAUAUAA